Messenger RNA from Lactuca saligna, 646 nucleotides. Lineage: Eukaryota; Viridiplantae; Streptophyta; Magnoliopsida; Asterales; Asteraceae. The record is from the annotation of a GenBank genome assembly.
CUUCAAAAAUGUUCGAUUUUGGACGACAAGAACGACAUGGGUAGCGAUCGUAAGUCGAAAAAGAAGAGGUCUCCGGCUGAGUCCUCGUCGGAAGACGAAAGGAAGAACAAAAGGCGUAGAAGUUCAGAAACAAAGAGUGAUAAGAAAGAGAGAGACUCCGAUAGGAAGCACAAAUCGCAUAAGUCUUCAACUACUAAAGAAGGGAAGCACAAACACAAAAGUAAACACCACAAGCAUGAACGUCGUGUGAUAUCAAAUUUCAAGGAGCUUUCAGACGCUGAUUACUUCUCCAAGAACAAUGAAUUUGCCACAUGGCUCAAAGAUGAGAAAGACAUGUUCUUCUCAGAUCUUUCUUCAGAAUCUGCACGUAAACUAUUUGCAGAAUUCAUCAAAGAUUGGAACAAACAAAAGCUUGAUUCCAAAUAUUAUGAUGGCAUUGUGACAGGGCCACGAACAUCUCAUAAUUGGAAAAUCAAAGUGGAUACAAAAGGAUAUGGAUAUUAGGCAUGACGUGUGCGGAUCAUCAUGCUUAAGAAGGAAGGAAGUUAACAUCAUUAAAUGUUAGCAUUAAAGUUGUUGCAGACAAAAUUUUCAUUUAUGAGUGAAAUUAAGUACAAGGUUUUUAAUUUGUACAUCGUGUAUAAAG